AUGAGCAGUACCGCAGCGGGCCAGCAGCUAGCACCCGCGGACUUGCCCCUGGUCUCAACGGGCCACACCGCCGCUGCUGCUGCUGCACCCCAUCGCCUCCACCACGCGCUUCUCGACGACCCCCCUGAUGCAUUCGGUGGCGGCGGGGAUGCUGUCGCCGUCGACAACGGCAUGCAGCACCUCUUGCCGCCGCCGCCAGCGGCGGCGGCGGCACUGCCGCCACCGCUACGGUUGCAGGCGCCGCAGGCGCCGCGGCUCAAUCUCGUCUCGCAGGCUGCGCUAAACCGCCAGAUAACCGAAUGUACAGAUUGGUUGUCGCUGGAGGCGUUGUACCGCUCGCUCCGGAGUCCUGCUGGCGCCGCCGCCGCCGCCGCCGCCGCCGCCGCCGCCGGCAGCUCCUCCCCGCUGGGUGGCCCGCAGCUGGUGGCCAUGGCACGUCACCUGGCACGGCUGCCACGUCAUCGGUCCUACGCCAAAUUUGAGGAUGAGCGGCUGCAGCUGUUUGCGGCGGAGCUUGCGGCGGCGACGGUGCCGUUCUUAGGGGAAAUGGCGCAGGGCGAGUACUGCGCGCUUCUGUGGGCGUACGGCAAAGUCGACUGCCAUCCAGGUCAGGACUUUCUCGGCGCGCUGCUGCCGCGGCUGCAGCCGCUACUGCCGGCGGCCGGACCCACGGGUCUGUCUCAGGCGCUGUGGGGCCUGGCCCGCAUGGGUGCCGUACCGCCGGCGGCCUUCCUCACUGACUUUUACGCCGCCGCGACGGCGGCAUUGCGGCGCCGCUCCGCCAACCCGCAGCACGUGUCGAACCUUCUGUGGGCGUGUGUGAUACUGCAGCUACAGCCCCCUGCGGAGCUGCUAAAUCAGGGGCUGGCAGUGAUGGAUGGGAAGAUGCAGGACGCGAGUCCCCAGGCCCUCGCCCUGACGGCCUGGGCGGUGGUGCAGCUGGGGGAGCAACCGCCGCCCCUGGAGUGGUGGCGGCGGGUGCAGGGGGCGGCGCUGCGGCUCAGAGGGCAGCUACAGCCGCAAGAUAUUUCCCACCUGGUGUGGGCUACGGCCCGCAGCGGCCACCCGCCGCCACCCGACUGGCUGGCGGCCAUGUGUACGGAGGCGCACGGGUGCUUGAGGGGCUUCAGGGCGCAGGAGGUGUGCAACCUGUUGUGGGGUUUGGUGGUAUCCGGAUAUAAGGCCCCGGAGGCCUGGAUUACGACGACCAUCACCGCGGCGCAGAACAUGCUGCCGACUUUCAAGGCCUUUGAAUUGGCUGUGUUACUUUGGUGCCUUGCCUCCUUGCAAGCCGGGCCCCUGCUUCCUCGCACAUUCGCGGGGGCGCUGUUCUUCCACUCGGGGCCCAAAUUGGGGUUCUUUAGCGCGCAGGACUGUGCCAACGUCAUGUGGUCGCUAGGCCGCCUGAAGCUGCGUCCCCCCGAGCCGUGGAUGGCCGCCUUUGUGGAGGAGUCCUUCACCCAGCUGCCCCACUUCACCCCCCAACACCUGGCCAACGUCAUGUGGGGGUUUGCGCGGCUCAGUCGCUGUCCCCCGGAACCUUGGAUGGACAGGUUCUUCCUGGAGAGCCGGCCACUGCUGCUGUCCUUCAAGACCUCCGAGCUCGCCAUGCUGGCACUGGCACUGGGUAUUUCCCGCCUGGACCCCCCCCGCCAGUGGCUCAACCAGCUGCUGGUGGCGUCGUACUCCAAGCUAGAGCACUGCAGCGCCCAGGAGCUAGCCCACUUGGUGUGGGGCCUCUGGCGCCUCUCCUUCAAACCGCCGCAGCGGUGGCUGGGGGCGGUGGCGGAGGCCGCAUCUAGGUUGCUGGCCCGCGGUGGAGCCGUCACCCCCACGGACCUGGUGACGCUGGACAGGGCCUUUGCAACUUUUGGCGCGGAGCUGCCGGUGAAUGUACGGCAGGCGCUGGAAGCGGCGAAUGCGGCGGCGGCGGCGGCUGCUGGGACGGAGGCGGAGGAAGUUAUGCCGUUGCAAGACCCGGCGGCGCGGCGGCGCCAGCAGCAACAGACAAGGACGACGACAACGAUGAGGAGGAGGGCGGGGCUGGGGCAAGGGCUGCGACGCGGCGCAGCCGGUCAGCAGAUUAAGAAUCCGAGUAAGCAGCUGCAGCGGCAGCAGCAACCGCCGCCGCCGCCGCCGCGGGAACGUAAUUUGAGGCCGCGAUUACACCAGCAGCAGCAGCAACAACAGCAACAGCGGGGCAACUUUGUGAAACAAGAUCAAGAGGGGAUGCCCCCGCUGCCCGCACAGAGGCGGAGGAGGAGAACAGGAGAUCUCCAAGUCAGCUUCAGCACCCCUUCCUCGCAGCAAGAUGCCGCAUCCUUGGGAGCAGCAGCGGCGGCGGCGGCGGAUGUAGGUGCGCUGCCGGAGGCGGCUACUUUAGCGGCACCCGUAGGGAAGGCGGAAGCGGAGGUGGCGACUGCGGCAAUGAGUGCGGCGAAGGUGGAGCUACCACCACUGCCGCCGCAGCCGCCGCCGCUUAAACGCGCACGUCUGCUCAGAUCACCGUUACGGGAUGUCGUGCCGUCAGCCCGGCAAGUGGAGGCUGCGGCGGUGCCAGAUGAAGCAGUAAUGGUGGCUUCGGAGGACGCCCUUGCGGAAAGCGGCGAUGUUGCGGCCGCCGUGUCGGCGGCUGCAGAUGCCGCAGCCGCAGCUUAUCCGGAUGGUUGUGGUCGUGGUCGUGGUGGUGAUGCUGGCGGAGGCGACGCUGCGGCGCAGAGUGUCGUACAGCAGGCGGCAGAAGCGGCGGUAGUUGACAUGGUGGUGGCGGCGGCGCUGCCCCGGGCGCUGGGAGAGGAGGUGCAGCCGCAAACCGGUCUGGCUGAAGUGCCGCCAGGCGAGGCUUUGUUAGGAGGCGCGGAGAUGCCGUUACCAGCGGCGGCGGCGGCGGCAGCAGCGGCGGCGGAGCGGCGACGGGAGAAGCGACGGAAGGACCGACAGGGGGGCCCGGGUGGUCCACAGCUUCCAGGCAACGACGACGAGGACAUCCACCUCCGAAACCCACUCCAUUCCCCAGCUCCCACGGCAACCCCACUGCCACCAGCCACAAUCCACCUAGGCGCUACUGCCGCCACUACCCAACGGAGUAGCACCAGCACGAGCACCAGCACCGACAACGACACCGGCGCGGCGCUGUUGUCACUGACGACGGGCGCGCGGGGCGAAGGGGAAGAGGAACUCAGCUGA
Volvox carteri f. nagariensis is the source of this 3186-nucleotide messenger RNA. RefSeq lists its product as uncharacterized. Lineage: Eukaryota; Viridiplantae; Chlorophyta; Chlorophyceae; Chlamydomonadales; Volvocaceae. The coding region runs from base 1 to 3186 and encodes 1061 amino acids. The transcript has 12 exons. Gene Ontology annotation, molecular function: RNA binding. Gene Ontology annotation, biological process: chloroplast rRNA processing; regulation of mitochondrial mRNA stability; mitochondrial RNA processing. Gene Ontology annotation, cellular component: mitochondrial matrix; ribonucleoprotein granule. The record is from RefSeq and is a predicted model, not a curated record.